Trametes versicolor FP-101664 SS1 is the source of this 1947-nucleotide messenger RNA. RefSeq lists its product as uncharacterized. The record is from RefSeq and is a predicted model, not a curated record. Bases 1 to 1782 code for a protein of 593 amino acids. NCBI's taxonomy places the organism in Eukaryota, Fungi, Basidiomycota, Agaricomycetes, Polyporales, Polyporaceae. The transcript has 3 exons.
AUGGACAUGAUAGUCGCUCUCGAUUUACACCCGUCGCGAGUGUACCUCACCCUGGGCCCUCUUCUCGCCCUCGGCGCCCUAACUCCAACGCCAUCCUUACCUCCACUGAUCCUUCUCCUAGCUAUCCUGCGGCUCCAGGCUGCAACGCUCAUCCCUCGGCGGAACUGGUCUGGAGCCGUCGCCCAAGUAAUCUGCGUCUCACUCGCGACAGGCAUAGUCCAUGCUGCAGCGUCUCUCCACGCCCUCUCCACGCCCUUCACCUCCUUGAUCGUCCUAGCCGGCCUAUCUACUGUGUCAACUACCAUUGCCGCGGGGGCGAUCGCGGCCGGAUACUACACGGAACGCGCUUCACAAACGCACUGGGCGCGCGCGACGCUCUUCCCUGCCACUUGGGCCACGACAUGGGCUGCAGUCGAGCGCGGUAGUCCGAUUGGCCAGCUAGCAACCUGGAGCCCCGUAGUUAACGUCGGGGGCUACGGCUGGCUGCGGCAGGUGGGCGGCCAGGCUGCGAUUAACUGGGUCGUGGCCGCCUGGGCUGUGGUCAUCGCGGACGUGGCGGGGGCAUGGAUGAUGGGACCGGGCGGAGAGCAAGAGCCCGGGUCGGAGGACGUUGUUUCCCUCGUGGACGACGUACCCCUCGUCCAUCCCAUUCCGAAAGCACGAUCGGCCAUCUCUGCAAAGGCACGCCGGACGCUCGUCAUGGCCGCAGUCCUCAUGACUCUCGCUGUUCCGUCAUACAUGGUCUCCGACCUCCCGCCUCCGGUUUCCGCGCCCGAUGUGACGCCUUUCGGCGUCGCGUGCGCUAUGCCUUACCCACAGCGUAAUGGUCACGCAACUGGUCCGCCUUCGCUGAAGGACUACGUCGCGGAGUCGAGGACGCUGCAAUCCCAGGCCAAGAUCAUCCUCUGGCCUGAGAGUGCUGUGCACUUCACCGCCGCGGGAGAGCGGGAGGAGACGUUUGCAAAGAUCAGCCGACAGAUCGCGAACGGGACCUACUACGGCAUCGGGUUCGAGGAGGUCGUCCAUUCCGACUCUCCGGACGGCGUCUGGAAGGCUGGUAUGAGACGCAACGGCUUGGUCCUUCUCGGAUGGGAAGGUGUAGUGUAUGAGUACUACAAGCGAAACCUGGUGCCUAUUGCCGAAUCAUUCUCCCUCACACCUUCCAACGAACAGCCCUCGCUCUUCACCAUGCACCUCCCCCACCCAAAAUUCUGGACCGCGCCCGAAUGGGCCCCAGCACCUAACUUCACGCGCCCGAUCGACAUCACAGCGUCCAUCUGCCUCGACUUCACCACUGCGUCCUCCUUCGCCGGGCUCCCCGCGCGCCCCGCACUCAUCCUCGCGCCCGCGCGCACCUGGCACCCGAGCAUCGGGCGCGCGAUGUGGGAGCAAGCCAAAGCGCGUGCGGAGGAAACUGGCAGCAUGGUGCUCUGGUGCGACGGCGGCGCGGGCGGGGUGAGCGGGCUUGCGGGGCGCGGCAUGCACGCAUUCCGGCAGACCGGGCCUGGCUCGUGGGCGCAGACGGUGAGCGUGCCGUGGCCAUUUGACCAACGCCGCACCAUUUUUGCGGCGGGGGGUACAUCUACGGCGCUCGCUGUGGUGUGGGCAAUCGCGGGGACAGCGUGGAUGGCGGGAGCUGUGGCUGGCCAAGUCGGGGACCGCGAGCAGGGAGCCGGGAGGGCGAUCGCGUCGCUCACCGGUGCGGUCCAGCGAGCUCUCGUGUCCAUUAGGAACCUCGGUGCCCGGGAGACGAGAGGCGAAGAACGGCCGCUGCUAGACUGAGCGGAACUUGAGAGAACCUGCCCCGCUUACGGGUCUUCCCUUGGUGUGCCUGGACUGUGCGAGCGUAUCCCCGUGUUGUGAACCCACCGGUGUGUAUCGUUAUGUGUUCCCCUGACCGGUCACUUGUAAGUUAUUGUGCCUCUAGCGGAAUAUACAGUAGUAGAC